AUGAAAAUACUCCGCACUGUAAGCACGGUAGUAAUUAGUAUUUGCAGCAUUGCAGGCCAAAAAAUACUGAACAUUGACUCUCUGUUCAAAAGCGCAAAGUGCGAAGGAAAUAAUGUUUAUCUCCAGAAACACGACAAUACAUGGAGCACUUUCCCAUGCAGCCCUGGAUACAAAUGCGAAAGCUCCAAUGGAAAUGUGGAAUGUGUACCGGACGAGCGUGCUAUUAAAAUAAGCACAGUAACGAUAACUCUUCCAGGAAAUAUUAGCCCAACUGUCACAAUAAAACACCCUACAUCAGAUCCCAUGCCUGCUGCUCAAACAGGCCCAAGCCCUUCCUCUAAUAAAUCAGUUCAAAUAUCAACCCCAGAGCCAUCUGCAUCACCACAGGACCAAACAAAUCUCAGCACAAAUAACAAACAAAACACUCCCAUGGAUGGACAGACACCCGACCAGAAGAAGCCCAGCACGUAUGACAUAGCAUGGGGCCAGGAUAAAACGCAAGGAAAUUCAACUCCCACGACCACUUCAUACACUCCCCAAGCAAGUAGCACUACAAACACUUGGAGCUACCCUGCACUGCCUCACAAUAAUAACAGUCUGAAUCCACAGACACCACAGUCGAUUUCUGCUCCUGAGCCAUCACUCCCACAAAUAAUCACGCAGGAUGGAAAUAACAUAAUAAUCGAGUAUAAAGACAAUGGCACGGGAAAUAUUGACUUUAAAAUACCAUCUGCAAAGCCAACUGAAAGCCCAAGUACACCGCAAGUAACACCUGGUGAAUUUAGCAGGAUAUCAAUGGGCACAGACACAGGGAAUUUAAACAAGCAAGGUGCACCGCCUGUUUCACCUGCAAACCCAGAACUAUCAGGUUCUAUUGGGGCAGAGACAGUAUCAACACAAGCUGCAUCUGCAGGAAAAUCUGGUAAAACAAGCAAACCAUCUUCUGGAGCACCCAGCAAGCCAGCAGCCUCUUCAGGCAGCAAAGGAACAAAAUCUUCUUCAAGUAAGCCUGCGCCUUCCGGCAAACCUGCAUCUUCAAGCAAGCCUGCAUCUUCGAGUAAGCCUGCAUCUUCUUCCAGCAGCACAGGAACGAAAUCAGCCUCUCCUUCACCAAGUGGCAGUCCUGGCACAGGGUCUACCACCCUAACUGCAGAUCUUGUGAAAAAGACGCUUUCAGCAUGUGGGUAUUCUGGCAGUCCAAACCAAGACUUUGUUAAUGAACUUAUUUCGCAAAUAAACAAGACUAGCUGGGAUAGUAACGAGAAAAGCAUGUUUUUAGCACAGAUUUACCACGAGUCUGCAGGUCUAACGGCACUAGUAGAGCAGGCAUGCGUAAGUACGCCGUGCACAAACUAUGAUAAUGCAGAUAAAUCAAGUGGUCCUGUGGCUGGCUCCCCAGGAAAGCACUACUACGGCAGAGGAUAUAUCCAGCUCACAUGGCCUGCUAAUUACCAAGAUGCCAGUAAAGCCAUCUACAAAGAUGACAGACUCUACACAAAUCCAGACCAAGUGGCAACAGACAAGUCUAUAGCAGCAGCUGUAAGUAUUUGGUACUGGAACACAAAAGUAAUGACAUCUAAGUCUCCUUUGAGCAACUUUGGAGAGACAACCAAAGCCAUCAACGGGGCAAUUGAGUGCCAAGGCAGCCCAAACUCUGCAGCCACUAACAGAUGGAACAACUAUUUGGCUAUAGCAAAGAUCUUUAGCGUGAACCCAACAGCCUCAAGUAAAGGCUGUGGGAAUAGUUAA
This is a messenger RNA of Nematocida ausubeli, 1749 nucleotides long. RefSeq lists its product as uncharacterized. Gene Ontology annotation, biological process: chitin catabolic process; cell wall macromolecule catabolic process. Bases 1 to 1749 code for a protein of 582 amino acids. The transcript has a single exon. Gene Ontology annotation, molecular function: chitinase activity. NCBI's taxonomy places the organism in Eukaryota, Fungi, Microsporidia. The record is from RefSeq and is a predicted model, not a curated record.